Amoebophrya sp. A120 is the source of this 5489-nucleotide messenger RNA. Lineage: Eukaryota; Dinophyceae; Syndiniales; Amoebophryaceae. The record is from the annotation of a GenBank genome assembly.
AGGUGAUUUUCAUCACGGAGCGUGUGACCGGUGGUUCCCUCCGGAACUACGUGAACCGGCUUGGUGGGCCGUUGAAGCUAAAGGUGAUCCGCAACUGGGCGCACCAGAUUCUAGAGGGCUUGCAGUACCUGCACAGCACCAAGCCGAAUCCGGUGAUCCACCGGGAUUUGAAGUGCGACAACAUUUUCAUCAACGGCAACGUCGGGCAAAUUCUGAUCGGCGACCUGGGAUUGAGUUCCUGGCUGAAGAAGGACAAUAGUAGGUCUCACUCCGGGUAUAUCAAAGAAAAAAAGUUCGUCACGAUCACUCAUGCGCAUUCUUGCAAUACAAAAUUGUUUGUCAUGCGUAAAAAUGCACCACAGCCAAACUUCAUUAGGGAUUUUCCUAGUGUUUCUGCAAUACAAGGAACGUUUGUGAUGCUGAGAAAAUUUGUAAUGCAAAGCCUGCAAGUUAGUGACUGUGAUAAACUUUUUUCUCUCCAUAGGGUACGUUGCGCAAUCCAUUGUCGGGACUCCGGAGUUUAUGGCGCCGGAAUUGUACGAUGAGAGAUACGGCACCCCGGUGGAUAUCUACGCCUUCGGGAUGUGUUUGGUGGAACUGACAAGCCGGCAAUUUCCCUUCGUCGAGUGCCAGACGACGAUGCAGGUCUACAACAAGGUGAUGAAGGGGGAGCAGCCCAGAGUUGUCGAGCUGAUCAAAGACCCGAAUCUGAAGGACUUGAUCCAAAAAUGCCUGCAGAAGGACCCCAAUUUGCGACCCAGUGCGGAGGAAGCGACCAACCACCCCUUCAUCCAUCUGGACUCCUAUCAGCUGCAAAAAUGUCUGGGUCUGGAAGGAUGCGAACUUGUGAUGCGUGUUGCGGAUCAUACAAAAAUCUGUGUUGCGUGACUUGAAAAAGGUCCCCAUUUCUGGCCAUUCUGAGAGGGCAUUUCUCAUGCAGAAUAGGCAUCACCAAGGGGCUCCAGAACCUGUGAUGCCAGGCCCUGCAUUACAGGAGACUUGGCGGAGCUUGGAAAAACUGCAUGACAAGUCUCGGAAUCUUCGAGACCCAGACAUUUUUGCAAUGCAUAACUCCGCGGCUGACGCCAGUUAUCUCGACGCGCUGUGCGAAUUGUUGGACGAGCAGGAGUAUGAAAUGCAAGAAUGUCUGGGUCUGGAAGGUGGCAACUUGUGAUGCUGUCGUUGGAAGGUAAAAGAAAUCUGUAUUGCAUGACCAGCAAGAGGAGUUCAGUUUGUGCUACGCGGAGUGGGCGUUUCUCAUGCGGAAUACGCAUCAGAAGGCCCUUUAAAAAUCUGUGAUGCUAGGGCAUGCAUUACAGGCAUCACGGGUUAUGCAAAAUAUGCAUGACAAACCUGGCAAUCUUCCAGACCCAGACAUUUUUGCAUUUGAUGAGGAGGUUUUCGGGGACAGGCAGGUCUCGCAAUCCGAGGAGGAACUCGCGGACGGGAUGUACCCCGCGGGGCACAUAUUGCAAGGAAAAUUCCUCCCUCCCCAUAUAAUUGAAAGCGCAUCCGGCUGAAAAUUUGUGAUGCAGAUUUGUGACCACAAAUCUUGCAAGAAGGCACGUUCAGGCUGUCCGCUACGUUAUGCAGGCCAUUCGUAAUGCUGUAAGGCCUACAGGGUUCUUGCCGUCUACCAUGCUAGGCGCCUACACCAAAAGGCCGCUGCCGCGGCUCAGGAUCUGCGUGCCGUUCUCUACUGCAGCACAGAUUUGAUUUGUGUAUCCAAAUCCAGCAUGAGAAGUUUCGCUUUGAUAUGGGGAGGGGGGAUUUUUCCUUUUGAUAGCACAGCAUGAUCGACCGGUCCAGGGUGAAUGUCGACGAAGACGAUAUCGGGACGGAGGCGAGGCUGCUGCCGAGCCAGGAGUUUGACGAGAAUGAGAUGAAUCAAUUGACGAACCAGCAGAUGAAUAAAGGUGCAGUUGUUCCUGGAGCAGGAGGUGCUGCGGGGCCCUCGCAAGGUUUGCAAUUCAACGAAUACAAGACAGGACAGAAGGUUCAAUUCGAGUACGUGCCUACAGGGCAGUCGAUCGAGUUACCGCCUCUGGACAUCCCCGGCCGCUCGCAGGAACGGGACCAGUACUUCAAAGACUUGGCUGCAACGGGCGCUACUGCUUUGCAGUCGGCGGAACAGGAGGAGGAAGUAGGGGAUAAUACCAGAACCGGUGGCGGCGGCGAACAUGUUCUGGCGCCACUGGUUGGUGCGGCGCUGGAUCCUUUGCUGCAAAUGCCACAGAAUCAGCAGAGCCAACCGCUCAUGGUCGUUGAAGAGUCACCGAUUGAUCUAAACAACCCCGCAGCUAAAGCCACUUCUCUCGUCGUGGAUCCGAGUAAACAACCGGCUGCGGUUCCGAUGGGUAAGCAGCCGAUGGUGGUAGGGCAGAACACCAAUCUACAGCAAGAUUUGUCCUCGCAACCCCAGAUGUUGACUACUGAUGGUACUACCGCGGCAGGUGUUCUUGAAGCGGCGGUCGGGGGUUCAACUUUCAAACCGCAAAGCUCCUCUUUGGCAACCAGGCAGCCACCGCCACCACCCUUAUCGCAGCCACGGAAUAUCAUCGCGGGAGGAGGAGGUGGCGCUCCUGUGCAGCAGCAACAAAUUGGCGCAACUGGUGGUGGUGCACAACAACAACAGCCACAAGGGGACCAACAGCUACAAGCUACGGGCAAGGCAGGAAUUGCGGUUUCGACCUUCACGACACCACAAACCCAGCUCCCGCAACUGCACCAUCCCAUCCCGGAAAGACUUUCUCACCAGCUGCAUCUCCCAACUGCAGCGGCGCAGAUGAUGCAGUUUGCACAGCAACACAGUAAUCAGCAGUACAGCCUGCAUGUGCAUCCGGAUACGAAUGCGAAGACCCUGCCAGUGGGUACUAGUAUCGCGGGCGGCCUCGGACUGAAGGGCGGUGGUAGAACAACUUCUAUAGGCCAACAACCCUUGUUGCACCAAGCGCAGCAGAACAGGUCUACCAUCAUCUCCGCGUCCUCGCCGGAGUUGUAUGCGAGUAUCAACCAAAAGGGCUCCGAAACGCCGCGGUUGGGGAAGAACGACAGUCACUUCGGGAUGCGGAGUCCGGUGGACAGGUUGAUGGAAGUGUCGGAAGAGCAGGGCUACGCGCAGGACGACUCGAUCUUACUGUCUCCUUUAAGGCAGUACCGCGAGCCCGUGACCUUGGCCGGUGCAGCUGCUGGGGGUUUGGCGGCGAGUGCCAACAUGGGCGUUUCGAUGAGUUCGGGCGCGGGCGGGGGGAAGGGUGGAUUCGACCUACCACCCUCGCAACAGCUCCAACAGCUGCAGCAGCAGCCUGGUCAGCCUGUGCCGCAGUUCACUGUUGCGCACCAGGGACUACAGCAGGGCCACCUACAGCAGGGGUUAGCACCAGCACCGCAGCAACAACAGCAAUUCUCUUCACCCUUGCAGCAGCCCCAGCAAACGCAGCAGCAAAUGGCCUCACCAGUUGCAGUUCCAGUUGGUUCCUCGCAGCAGCAGGCUUCCCCGCCCGCAAGUCAGCCUCCAGGUUCUGGUCCGCCAGAUCAGGCUAACAUCAGUGCAGCUUCGCCCCCUUUGAGCGCGCAGCAACAGCAGCAACAAUCAACGACCCAGCAAACGGCAUCGACUCUACUAGUACCCCCGCUGGCGCUGCAUCAGGCCGCGCUGCAACAGAACAGUGACGGCUCGAGCGCGCUCCCUUCGACGCCUGAUUUCCAUCGCGCGGUUGCUGGGAUUGAGCAACAGCAACAGUUUGUGCAGGAUGCGUACGCGCAACAGCAACAGGGUAUGAGCGGGUCUUAUGGUGGGCAGCAUCACCACCACAUUGCAAAUCAACAGCUCGGCGGGAUCACUUUCAGCGCACCGGCGCAAAUAUCGAAGCAGGGAAGUGCAGCUACAUCCGCCUCCGCGCAUCAUCAGCAGAUGGUCACGUUGCAACAAGCGAGCGGAGGGGGAAAUUAUCAAAAUGCGGGGCCGGUGGAAUUUUCCAUGAAUGUGGUAGAGCAGGAUUGGAACACUAGCAGUGCUUCCGGUGCUCCUGUGCAGCAGCAACAAUUCGUGCAGCAGCAGUACAAUGCUCAACAACCUGGUGUUGACCAAACUGGUUCCUACGCCAGUGGUCCUGUGGCUACGCAACAGCAGGUGCCGUCUCAGCAGCUGCAAGCGGGGGCUCCCCAGUGGACCACAUCUUCACAGCAAGUGCAGCAACAGCAACAAGCACAGCCGCAAGUUCAACCGCAACAGCUCGCCCCCGCUAUCCACAUUCCGCAACCGCCGCAGCAGCAGCAGCAACCCCAGAUAAACUCGCAACAACACACCACCCCAACGGCAACCACUCCGGUCGUCGUGAUCACGCCUCCGUUAUGCAGUGCAAAAAUGUUUGGGUCUGGAAGGAUGCAAGCUUUGUCAUGCUUGUCUGGCAUGACUGAAGAGUUUUUGAUGCGUGUCCAAGAAGAGACCCUUUUACUUGUCAUGCAAAAACGCAGUUUGUCAUGCGGAAAGCGCAACACUAAGCAGCGCAUAUAUUUCUCAUGCUUGGCUGCGCAUUACAGAGCGUUCAUUAUUCCCAACCCAGCAUUAAAAGUUUGCAGACCCAGACAUAUUUGCUAUUGAUACCCGUCAAAUUCGAAUCAAUCGAGUUCGAAUAAUUCUGUUGUGACGCCGAGUGGAAUAUGCAUUGCAGAUAUGUCUGGAUCUGGAAGAAUGCAACUUGUGAUGCUGCGUUUGGAUUCCAAAAAGAUCUGUAUUGCAUGAGCAGCAAACGGCAUGUGAAUUUUGCUACACGGAGAGGGAAUUUGUCAUGCGGAAUAGGCAUCAACAAGCCCUCAAAAAAUCUGUGAUGCUAAGUAAGUAGGGCAUGCGUCACAGCCAUCGCGGCUCAUGCAAAACGUGCAUGACAGGUCUCAGAAUCUUCCAUGCCCAGACAUGUUUGCAUUUGAUAUGGAAGUGUCUCUGUGGCUGCGGUGACGCCAGGAACUGUGGGAGGAGGUGGAACAAAUAACAACCAAGGUGCAGGAGCGGCUGUUCUACCUGGUGGUAGUGUCAGUGGCGCGUCCAGUGUUGCGGGCAGCAGCACAGUGAAUGCGCCGGCGACACCUUAUACACCGGUCGAACAAGGUCAGCUUGGGCAGCAGCAGGAGUUGCAGCAGCACCAGCCGGGUAGUGGUGUUGGUGGUCCACAACUUGCGAGCGCGGAACAGCAGCAGGCUCAUCUCGUGUUCCGGCAACAAAACCUAAACCAGCGCCGUCCGCCGACGCCCACGAAGCUACAAGAAUCUUCUGCUCCGCAGAACAACCUCCAGCUGCUAGGAGAUAUUAAACAGCCCGAAGCGAGCGCGAACAACAAAAUCCCCGCCGAAUCGGUCAUUUCGAUCCGCCGAGUCCCGAACGGGGAGAAGAGAGUGUUGAAAACAAAAAUUCAACAGGACAGAGACUCCGAAUCGCAGCGGUUGCAAGACAGUACCGAUCCGAAUUUCAACAUCAAGAAGGAGAUUUUCAC